Messenger RNA from Musa acuminata AAA Group (dessert banana), 1710 nucleotides. RefSeq names its product pentatricopeptide repeat-containing protein At5g56310-like. The coding region runs from base 122 to 1534 and encodes 470 amino acids. Gene Ontology annotation, molecular function: RNA binding; protein binding. NCBI's taxonomy places the organism in Eukaryota, Viridiplantae, Streptophyta, Magnoliopsida, Zingiberales, Musaceae. Gene Ontology annotation, biological process: RNA modification. The transcript has a single exon. Gene Ontology annotation, cellular component: intracellular membrane-bounded organelle. The record is from RefSeq and is a predicted model, not a curated record.
GGAGGAUGGCGUACACAGAAGAAGAAGAGCUUAUCAUAUAUAUACAUCCGGAAACCAGCAGCCAAGACACCUCCCCGGUCGAGCCUCCUCCUCCUCCUCGUCAGCGCCGUAAUCAAACCUAAUGCAAACGGCGGAGGCGUGGUCGCCCAUCCCGCUCCCCAGGCCUCCGCCCCACCGCAAGCACCUCGACCCCUCCGGCUCCUUCCCCACCCUCGCCCACCUCCGCAUGCGCCACGCCCGCGCCAUCCGCACCCACGUCCACCAGCCUUCCUUCUGGAACGCGUUGGCUCGAUCCUACGCGUCCCACGGCGCCGCCCACCACCUCGCCCUCGGCGUCUGCCUCCACAUGCCCCUCAGAGAUGCCCACACCUUCCCCCUCGCCUUCAAGCUCUGCUCCCUCCUCUCCGCCUUCGCUGAAGCUGUCUCCCUCCACGCCCACCUCGUCAAACUCGGACUCGCCGCCACGAGCGUCCACUCCCUCAACGCUCUCGUCACUCUCUAUUCCAACUUCGGCCACCUCGACCUCGCGCGGCAGCUGUUCGAUCGAAUUCCCCGCCGAACCGUCUCUUCGUGGUCGGCCAUGGUCGCGGGCUACGAUCGCAACGCCCAGCCCCGCGAGGCGCUGUUCACGUUCCUCGGGAUGUCGGAGGCCGGCGUAAGUCCCGAUGAGGCGGCUCUGGUCAGCACCCUCGCUGCCUGCACUCACGGCGGGUGCUUGGAGUUCGGGAAGGCAAUUCAUGCCUGUGCGACCGUGUACGGCCUCGGGCUCGAGUCCGUUGGUUUUGCCACUGCGCUCGUCGACCUGUACGCCAAGUGCGGGGAGGUAGACUCCGCAAUGGAAGUCUUCGAGAGGAUGGCGCAGAGGAACGUGCUCAGCUGGAGCGCCAUGAUUGGCGGCCUCGCAAUGCACGGCCGAGCACCGGAGGCCAUCAAGCUUUUCGACGAGAUGGUGGAGGCCGGCGUCAGGCCCACGUCGGUGACGAUGACCAACGUGCUCAGCGCCUGCAGCCAUGUUGGACUGGUGGACCAAGGCCUCAGGUUGUUCAAGCUGAUGAAGGAAGAGUACGGGAUGGAGCCGAGGGUCGAGCACUGCGGCUGCGUGAUGGACCUCCUGGGCCGAGCCGGGCUGUUCCACGAAGCGCGGGAGUUCAUCAGCACGAUGCCCACGCCGGCGACGGCGGCGAUCUGGAGGAGCCUCCUGGGCGCGGCUUGCACGCACGGGGACCUGGAGGCGGGAAGACUGGCGGGGGAACGGCUGGCGGCAACGGGGGAGCAGAUGGUGGCCGGGGACUACGUCAUGUUGGCCAACCUCUACGCGAGGUUCGGCCUCUGGGAGGAGGUGGGGAGGGUGAGGACGGAGAUGAACGAUGUGGGAGUGAGGAAGGUGGCCGGGUUCAGCUCGGUGGAGGUCGAUGGCGAGCUUCAUAGGUUUGUCAUGGCCGACAGAUCGCACGGCGAAGCCAAACGCAUCCAUGAAGUGUUACGCCUCCUCAACUCCGAACUGAUGGAUCAUGAAUCCUCAUCAUUUCACUGAGAGACGGCUGUGCUCGUUGCGAUUUAAAGGUCCGUUUGAGUUGGAUUAUAUACCAUGAGCGGAUUCAGUAGAUUGAAUCCGACAACAAACGAUUACGAGUUUGAAUCCUUUAAGAGGAACUCGGAUCGGAUCUCGUAUUGACAAGAACCUGAAAUCGAUACAUUCAAACAUUGCAA